Messenger RNA from Juglans microcarpa x Juglans regia, 1817 nucleotides. Its product is annotated as microfibrillar-associated protein 1-like. Gene Ontology annotation, cellular component: U2-type spliceosomal complex. Lineage: Eukaryota; Viridiplantae; Streptophyta; Magnoliopsida; Fagales; Juglandaceae. The transcript is spliced from 3 exons. The coding region runs from base 270 to 1568 and encodes 432 amino acids. The record is from RefSeq and is a predicted model, not a curated record. Gene Ontology annotation, biological process: mRNA splicing, via spliceosome. Gene Ontology annotation, molecular function: RNA binding.
GAAACGUUCGUUUUGGACAGCAUAUUUAGAGCCCUCCAGGCCGACUGCUCCUCGCUCCAAUCGCCCCACGGAACCGCCUCAAGCUGCAAUCCCGCCGACAAGACGCUCCCCCACCUUUCCGACGAGCCAAUCGGAGUUUAGCCAUUAACACCCAUAAGUUUGGGCCAACCCAAAGCAUCUAAGCGUGAGGGUAUUACAGACCGGCUGGUUUGUGGGUUGAAAUUUUUAUAACUUAGGGUUUAUUUUUGUGGGCUUGUAUCGGUUUAACAAUGUCGGUGACAGCAGGUGUUAGUGAUACUAUAAUUGCAAUUAGGGAUAAGCUUAGAGGGAAAAUUGGGCAAACAAAAGUUAAAAGAUAUUGGCCUGGUAGAGCUCCUGAAUGGGCUGAGGAUGUUCUUGAAGAUGGGGAUAUCCAGUUGGAUAGGGUGGCUGCCCUUGAACGAGCGUUCCCAAGUCAUGAUGACUCACAUAUUGUUAAGAAGGAUGAUGCUAGGCUGCGACGUUUGGCUGAGAGUAGGAUAGAUAAUCGUGAUGAAGUGAGAGCUGAUCAUCGGCGCAUCCGACAAGCUGAAAUUGUUUCAACAAUUGAGGAGGAAGCUAGAAGGCAGGAGGGAUUAGAUCUAGAGGAAGAGGACGCAGAUGCUUUAGAGGAAAGGAGAAGAAGAAUUAGGGAGAAGUUGCUUCAGAGGGAGCAGGAAGAGGCUGUACUUCCAGAAGAAGAAGAGGAGGAGGUAGAAGAAGAGGAGGAAGAGGAAUCUGAGUAUGAGACCGAUUCGGAGGAAGAACAUAUGGGAAUUGCAAUGGUUAAGCCUGUCUUUGUUCCUAAAUCGGAGAGGGAUACCAUUGCUGAACGCGAGCGUCUUGAAGCUGAAGAACAAGCCCUUGAGGAAUCAAAGAGGAAGAGACUAGAGGAGAGGAAGGUGGAGACAAAGCAGAUCGUGGUUGAGGAAAUUCGAAAAGAUGAAGAGAUUCAAAAGAAUAUGGAAAUGGAGGCAAAUAUUGCUGAUGUUGAUACCGAUGAUGAAGUCAAUGAGGCGGAGGAGUAUGAAGCUUGGAAGGCAAGGGAGAUUGCUAGGAUAAAGAGGGAUAGGGAGGAUCGUGAGGCAAUGUUAAAGGAGAAGGAAGAGAUUGAAAAGGUGAGAAACAUGACAGAGGAAGAGCGAAGGGAGUGGGAGAGGAAGAAUCCAAAACCUGCUCCACCUCCAAAGCAGAAAUGGAGGUUCAUGCAGAAAUAUUACCACAAGGGUGCAUUCUUCCAGUCGGAUACUGAUGAUCGCAUUCCAAUUGCUGGGACAAAUAAUAUUUAUCAGCGUGAUUUCUCUGCUCCAACUGGAGAAGAUAAGAUGGACAAGACAAUAUUGCCCAAGGUCAUGCAGGUCAAGCACUUUGGCCGUAGUGGAAGGACAAAAUGGACCCAUCUGGUCAAUGAGGAUACAACUGACUGGAACAAUCCGUGGACAUACAAUGAUCCUCUUCGAGCCAAGUACAAUGCAAAAAUGGCCGGAAUGAAUGCGGCUAUAGCGAAACCCAAAGGUAGCAAGAAAUUGAAGGAUUGGGAAUCUCAUUGAUUUUCAAGCGCAUAUAGAAAGCAUUCCAGUCAAUUUUAGCAGUCAUUAUGUUGGGAAAAUUGAAUGUUUCUUGGUUAUUAAUUUUGUAGAUACACGUAUGCUUCUCUGUUAUAUUGGAAGCAAACUCAUGAGACAGCCGAGAAUAGGUUGACUUUUGUGGACAGAAAGGCACCUUAAAAUAUUUAAAGAUUUCUAUAUGGAGGGGGGGAUCCCUGCUGCCACCCUACAGUCAUUGUUCUUCCCCCCACC